Messenger RNA from Candoia aspera, 3337 nucleotides. Its product is annotated as scaffold attachment factor B1-like. Lineage: Eukaryota; Metazoa; Chordata; Lepidosauria; Squamata; Candoiidae. Gene Ontology annotation, cellular component: nucleus. Gene Ontology annotation, biological process: regulation of mRNA processing; regulation of transcription by RNA polymerase II. The transcript is spliced from 21 exons. The record is from RefSeq and is a predicted model, not a curated record. The coding region runs from base 172 to 3090 and encodes 972 amino acids. Gene Ontology annotation, molecular function: sequence-specific DNA binding; RNA binding.
AUGCGCAGAGGUCGCCCGCCAUUUUAUGCGCACCGGGAGCGAUCGCGCGCCCCGCACAGGCGUUACCUUUUCAGAAACUUGUUUUAAAAUCUUUUUUUUUUUAAACAACUGUCAUUUUCGCGAGCCAAAGUUUCACCCAGGAGGCCCUUUUUUCCUCCACAGCCCUCCCUGAUGGCGGCGGAGAACCAGGCCGGGCUCGCCGCGGAAGCGACGGUUUCCCUCGGCGACUCGGAAGACCUCGGCGGGAUGACGCGGCGGCGGCUGAGCGACCUGCGGGUGAUCGACCUGCGGGCCGAGCUGAAGCACCGCAACCUGGACAGCGGCGGCAACAAGAGCGUCCUCCUCGAGAGGCUGCGGAAGGCUAUUGAGGAAGAAGGAGGACAUCCUGAUGAGAUUCCAGUGGUAUCAGAAAUAAUCCCCAAGAAAGUGCCCAAAAGAAGCAGUAAAGGGCGCAGGCCCGAAGAAGAGGGAGCGGAGGACAACGGACUUGAAGAUGAAUCCGGAGACGGACAGGAGGAUAUUGAAGCAAGUUUGGAUAACUUGCAAGAUAUUGACAUGAUGGAUAUUAGUGUGUUAGAUGAAGCUGCGAUAGAUAACAGCAGUGGUGUAGACUGCCGAGAGGAUAGCAGUGCUGAUAGUAGACUUGACUCCCUCCUUGACAGUAAGGAGUGUGCUGAUUCAGAGAGGAGAGGAGAACUUCCAGAGCAGCGGGCAGGAGGUGCUGUAGGUAACAUGGAGGCAGCUGUGCUCUUGCCAGACAUCCCAGAAGGAUCGAGAGAAAUCCCGGUAGCCAGGGUAGAGAAUGAAGAGGCCGGUGGCGCCAUAGAUCUAUCAUCUGCCGAUUUUGCAAACAUGAAGGAGCUUGAAGAGUUUCCUUUGGAACCAGAAAAUGAGAAAAUGCUCGACAUUUUGGGUGACACUUGUAAAUCUGAGCCCCUUAAAGAAGACACUUCCGAAGCGGAGCAGGCGCAGGAAGCGAAUAAUUCAUGGCCGGGCAAAAAGGAAGACGAGGAAGAGGAAGACUUGCCGGCCGCCGCCUCCACGCAGUCGGACGAAGACCUUGUAGAUACGGACAGCCAGUCAGGCCAGGCCGCGGCCAAGAGCAAGGAGGAAGAAGAGAAGCUCUUAGUGGUAGCGAGAGGGGAGCCAAGCGAGCAGACAGUUGAGGAAGCCAGACCGGACUCGGACUCUUUAGCGGUAGAGAGCAGGAGUGGAGGUGGAGGUGAGAGUAGCAGAGGAGCCCAGACUCCGGAAGCCUGUAGUGAGGAAACCGCGGAGUCGGACACAGGUCCCCCAGGGGUUAGCCCCCGGGAGGCCGAGAAGAUGGAAGUGAAGGCUAAUUGUGAGGAGGAGGAGGAGGAGGAGGAGGAGUCCUCUGCCACUAGAGAGUCCUCUGCCCAAGAGGGUGGUGAUCAGAACACGAGCUCCAAGGAGGAGGCAGAGGCUACGAGCGCUCCCAGGGAUGAGAAGGGUCGCUCCGCCGCUAGCUCUGGCAGAAACCUGUGGGUCAGCGGUCUUUCCUCUUCCACCAGAGCGACGGAUCUGAAGAAUCUGUUUAGCAAAUAUGGCAAGGUGGUAGGUGCAAAAGUAGUGACGAACGCCCGCAGCCCUGGGGCCCGCUGUUAUGGCUUUGUCACCAUGUCUUCGUCUGAGGAAGCAACCAAGUGCAUCAGCCACCUCCAUAGGACAGAACUGCAUGGAAAGAUGAUUUCUGUGGAGAAAGCCAAAAAUGAACCUGCGGGAAAAAAGCCGUUAUCCGAGAAGAAAGAAAACGAUGCCAAGAAGGAAAGAGACAGGCGGCAUUCCACGGACUCCAAAUCAGAAAAGUCUCUUAACCUUAAAGAAGAAAAAACAGACAAAAAGGAAGACUCCAAAACAUCAGAAGAGAAAGACAGCGGAGACGAAAAGAAGGAUAAAGAAACAGAAGAGCAGAAAAGUGGAUCAUCUGGACGUUCGCGAUCUGUUAAAUCAGGAAGCCGGGGAACCGAGCGGACAGUUGUUAUGGAUAAAUCCAAAGGGGAGCCGGUGAUUAGCGUGAAAACCACAUCCACAUCAAAGGAGAGAAGCACAAAAAGCCACGAGCGCCAUUCCGGGAGCAAAGAGAAGCAAGACAUCCUGUCUUUCGAUAAGAUCAAGGAGCAGCGUGAGCGAGAACGGCAGAGGCAGCGAGAGCGGGAGAUCCGAGAGACGGAACGGAGGAGGGAACGGGAGCGGCGGGAGCGGGACCAGCACACCCAGGCGGCCCACGAGUGGGACGAAAGGCAGCGGCUGGAGCGGGAGCGGGAGCGGCUGCACUUCCAGAGGCAGCGCCUGGAGCGGGAGCGCCUGGAGCGGGAGCGGCUGGAGCGGGAGCGGAUGCGCAUCGAGCACGAGCGGCGGCGGGAGCAGGAGCGCAUCCAGCGGGAGCGGGAGGAGCUGCGGCGGCAACAUGAGCGGCUGCGCUACGACCAGGAGCGGCGUGUGGCCCUGCGCAGGCCCUACAGCGACGGACGGCGGGACGAUGCCUACUGGCCGGAACCAAAGCGGAUGGCCAUGGAUGACCGAUACCAUUCGGACUUCGGCCGGCAAGAUCGCUUCCACAGCUUUGACCACAGAGAUCGUGGCCGAUACCAAGAUCACUUCGCGGACAGGAGAGAGAGUUCAAGAAUAGUGCCAGACCGAGAUGGACAGCACUAUCCUGAUGACCGUCACGGAGGCCCCGAUCGCCAUUCCCGGGACAGCUGGACGGGUUAUGGGUCAGAGAGGAGGCUGAGCAGAGGACGAGGUUUGCCUCCCCAGUCCCGGGAAGGGCGACACUGGAGCGAUCACAGCCGGAAGCUCGAGGAGCAUCAAGACCGUUCCUGGGCGGGGAGUUCAGACGGAGAGAUGAUGGGACGGGAGCACGAACGAUGGCAAGGUGAUGAGCGGAGCGUUCCUGGCCAGUCCGGGCCCGGCCAUGUAAUGAACGGAGGAGAGAGAUCAGGGCGUGGAGAGUUUGCACAAGGCGGACCGCAGAACCCAGUAGCACAAGGAACCAACAUGCAAGGCGGCUUUGCAAGCCAGGAUCGAUCAGACCGGCCGAGCGACCCCCGUUUUGCCCGCCGUUAUUGAAGACUUCGCUUUCCAACAAAAUGUGGCAACUCUGUGGAAUUUUGCUCCCCUGGUUAUUGCCCUGAACUGUUGUUGCUGAAACAGAAGCCCACCGCAGUAGCUUGCAGAUGAUGUGAACUCAAUUGUGUUCCGUGUGCGUGUGUGUUCCCCCCCCCCCCGCUCUGGGUAUGUUCUUAUCUGGACACCACUCGGCUGUUUCGGAGGAAACAUUCCAUUUUCCACAAACAAUAAAUCCGUACUGUAUCGA